CGGACGUCAUUCCAAUCUGUGCAAAGUGUGCCAAGAAAACAGUGCCGAUAUUGUUUUCGUGCCGUGCGAACACAAGGUCACUUGCGUUCGAUGCGCUGCUUAUCUGGCCCUCUGCCCAGUUUGCCAGAAGGAUAUAAAAUCUUCUGUCAGAAUUUAGUCAUUGGACAACCGCUCUAACAGAAAAAUUCCAAAAAAGGACGCGCUGACUAAAUUUCUGAGUUUGCAGACUGUUUAUUUGAAAUGUAAAUAAAGUUUUCAGUAAUUUUUAGCGCACAUUUUGGUUUCCAUUUAAAAAUUAAGAUUAAGAAAAAAAUACCAUUAUUGAAACUAAAAGUUAUUUUGUAACGCAGAAUUUCCUAUCCAAAUUCAUCUCAAAUGCUUGUAGAAUUUAAAUAUUUUGAAGUCUUUUAACACUCUACUACAUCUUUCUAAUUCAUAACUCGAGAUGGUUCGAUAUAGAAGUUCGGUGUAAAUUAAUAUGUUAGCAACGAAGUCAAACAUCAAAAUUCAGCGCCAAAUAAUAGGCUCACUCUGAUUGGAUGAUUCUGUUCAAAUGGAUACGGAGACAAACAGAUGACGUAGUGUAUGCACACAGAACAAGUUCAUACAUUUCCCGCUUCCUGCACUAGGCGCUCUCGAUUCUUGCGAGCUUGCUUGCUGUUGCUGUUGCCUGUCGGCAGUCAGACACGAUAGAGAAAAGAGACACCGCACGUUUGCCUUUGCCUGCCGGCGCUUAUGCUUAGCGCCCCGAAAACGCUCGAUUUGACUAAAGUGGUGAUGGUAUAUAGGUCUCGUCGAGUUGAUUACCUGGGCGAUAAGAACAUAUUUACAACUGGAAAUAUAUCGAUCAAGUACGAAAGCAACUAAUUAUUUUCCUCUCUAUUACUGAUGGGCUUAAUGGUUGGCAACACGUUCCUUUUGACGAAACGGGCAGUGGUGUUUUGAUUUAAACAUGGUCAAAUAAAACCAGAUAUUUUUCUUCAACUUAUGUUUAAAGCACGACAUUUACGAUGGAAGUUUCUUAAAACAGUUUUAAAAAACAUUUAGCAAUGUCUUCUUUGACUGAACACGCCGGGAACAACGACGAGUAUUACGAUUUCGAUUUUUCCUUUGACGAUGAUGACGAUGGCGGAGAUGUCUGCGGCAUAAGAAACCCGAUCGUCAACCCGUUUUCAGGUAGUGAUAAUUUGACUCCUGGAAAGAUGCACAAUGUGGAGCUUGCCAAAUUUCCUAGAUUUGGCGUUGUCGCUCACCGGGCACCAAUCAACUCCGAAUACCUGACUCUGCAAGCGAGGCUGGCUUCGUUCUCUGGCUGGCCCAAGACGACGCCCACCCCAGAUGCCUUGGCAGCUGCCGGAUUCUUUUACCAGGGUAUGAACGACACAACUUUCUGUUUCCAAUGCAACGGCGGUGUGCAGAACUGGGAGCCGACAGAUGACCCGUGGGUGGAACAUGCUUACUGGUUUUCGCAUUGCACCUACAUCAAUAUCAUUAAGGGACCGGACUGCGUGAAAAAGAUGAAGCGCACCAGGCUUCCAGUCGAGUCCUUCGCCGAAUUGAGCCUAAACCCACCUGACAACGGCGAUGGACAGGUAGGAGACGAGUCGAGAAAAAACGCUGCGGAAGAGGAAGAUGAGGAGAACAGCCAAGGCGAGGGUGUUAUUACCACUGCCUUGGAAGGAGCUAGCGGAAAUGACGAGAAACGAGAAAAAGAACAAACGCGGAAACCACCUUUGAAGGACGCAGAAGUAGUACCUAAGAAAACAGCAGGAUUGGAAAAGUCGGCCCGUCAAUUUUGCAAUGUGUGCUUUGAUGAGACAGUUGGUGUGCUUUUCCUGCCGUGCAAACACUUGGUGGCAUGCGUCAAGUGCACUCUAAUUCUGAGCCUCUGUCCGGUCUGCUCAAAGGAUAUCAAAGCUUCUGUCAGAACUUACUUCUCGUAAAGCCUUCCAAAGGGAAAUGCAAAAAGAACGGGUUGCCUAAAUUUUUUAUUGUAUCCCGUUCAGUUUUAAAUGUGAAUAAACUUUUCAUUCAUUUUGCAUAUAUUUUUGUUUUUGUUUAAAAAUUAACACCGAUGAAAAAAAAUGGGGAAUAUAUAUAGCAAAGAGAAUAUUAAUAUUGUAGGGGCUACCACAGCGUGGC
Molecule: messenger RNA, 2142 nt
Organism: Cloeon dipterum
Lineage: Eukaryota; Metazoa; Arthropoda; Insecta; Ephemeroptera; Baetidae
Product: baculoviral IAP repeat-containing protein 3-like
Exons: 6
Coding region: 1050-1943 (297 amino acids)
Biological process (GO): regulation of cell cycle; negative regulation of apoptotic process; positive regulation of protein ubiquitination
Cellular component (GO): cytoplasm; nucleus
Molecular function (GO): cysteine-type endopeptidase inhibitor activity involved in apoptotic process; ubiquitin protein ligase activity
Source: RefSeq, a predicted model, not a curated record